AUGUUAUUUAUACGACAUUCGGAAGAUGAUCAAGAGUUUUUCGAUAUUGAUAAUGAUAUAGCAGAAAAUAAUUGUGAUUUAUUUGAUAGCGAUUAGGAAGAAGAGAAUAUUUUGAAUAUACGAAAAGAACAAAAAAGAAAGAGCUUCAUAGUUAGUUCCGAAAGCGAAAAUAAAGAAAAUAUUGAAACUGCUAUAGACGGAACUGUUUGGGAAAAAAUAAAAGGAGGGUAUAAUCGCGGAAGAACACCGAUUUAUAAUAUUUUCAAGGAAAUAUCAGGAUCGACAGGAUACGCUAAAAAAAAUAUCAUAAAGGGCGGAGUUGAGUCAGCAUUUUCCUUGAUUAUUGAUCAUAACAUGAUUGAACGUGUAAGAAAAUAUACUGAAUUAGAAGCAUUUCGAGUUUUGAAAACGAAAUGGAAAGUAUCAACUGCGGAAUUAUAUGCAUUUAUUGGACUUCUAUAUGCACGCGGCGCAUAUAAGGCUAAAAAUAUGGAUGUAUCAUAUUUAUGGAACACGAAAUGGGGUUCGUCAUUUUUCUCGAAAACUAUGAGCCGAAAUUAUAUGCACUUUGCAGAAAUCAUGAGAUUUAUUAGGUUCGACAAUAAGAAUAAACGAAGAGAAUAUGUUGUUAUAGAUGAACAAUUGUUUCCUACAAAAGCACGUUGUAGAUUUACUCAAUACAUGCCCAACAAACCGGAUAAAUUUGGCAUAAAAUUCUGGUUAGCUUCUGAUCAUCCUCUACAAAAAAGUUGGUUUCAAGAGUUCAUGAUUGAGUUAUUACGACGUUCAGCAUUGAGUUUUGAUUUGAACCCCAUCAAAAAUCUAUAUCUUUGCGAGGAAAGUUUAUGA
Molecule: messenger RNA, 849 nt
Organism: Apis florea (little honeybee)
Lineage: Eukaryota; Metazoa; Arthropoda; Insecta; Hymenoptera; Apidae
Source: RefSeq, a predicted model, not a curated record